AUGAGAAACAGCCACCUGUGGGGCACACUUAAAGCUGGGGUUGUGGGAAAGCCCCAGCCCCUCGCCCCACCAGCGUGCUCAGUGGAAGUCGAGGUCAGAAACGGAGAAAGCCACGGGCAGAGGGGCUACCUGGAGAGACCAGGGCGAACCAGGGGCAGCCGGGCUGGGGAUGAGGUGGCUGCCGGCGCUGGCGGCCAUGGCCGUGCUCCUGGCCACCUCAGCAGGCGGCCAGAGCGGGGAGGGCCCGAGCCCCAGGGCUACAGACAACCAGAAAGCCACGGACAGCACCACGGACAGAGACAAGACCAGCACCACAGACAGCACCACCACCGACAGCACCGCCGACAGCCGCACCGACAACACCGCCACGAGCAGCGUGACUACAGAGCGCACGAGUUCGGGCAGAGAGAGCGCAGUGGGCAAUGCCACAGCCAGGACGAUGCGAGAGCCACGGCCAAGGCCCCGCACGCAGAGAACGUGAGUGCUUCGGCCACGACCGCAGCCACGGCCAGUGCCGGGGGCAGGGACGGUGGCGGUGGCGGUGGCCCAGACAGCUCUCCAGGGCAGGCGCGACACGAGUGGAGGAGGAGCGUCUACUUCCGAGAGGAAUUCGAAGACGGCGAUGGAUGGAAAAAAAGAUGGGUUCAAUCUAAACAUUGGUCCAGCUAUGGUAAAUUCCAGCUGACGGCUGGGAGGUUCUAUGGAGACAAAGAGAAGGAUAAAGGUCUCCAGACAAGUGAAGACGCCAAGUUUUAUGCCUUGUCGGCACAAUUCAAGCCCUUCAGCAAUGAGGGGCAAAGUUUGGUGGUGCAGUUUUCAGUAAAGCAUGAGCAGGGCAUUGAUUGCGGUGGGGGCUAUGUUAAACUCUUUCCUGAGGAUCUGGACGAAGAGAACAUGCAUUCCAACUCCACCUACUAUAUCAUGUUUGGCCCAGACAUCUGUGGAAUGGGAAACAACAAAGUGCAUGUCGUCCUUAAUUAUAAAGGAAAAAACCACGAAAUUAAUAAAACCAUCAAGUGCAGGGUAAAAUUGUCCCCUUCCCUGCAAAUCAAUAAAGACACUCACCUAUAUACUCUGAUUCUUCGCCCGGAUUGUACCUAUGGCAUCAAGAUAGAUAAUCAACUGGUGGCAAUUGGGGCUUUAGAGGAUGACUGGGAUUUUCUACCCCCCAAAAGAAUCAAAGAUCCGUAUGCGAGGAAACCUCGAAAGUGGGAUGAGAGACCCCAAAUUGAGGAUCCUGAUGACAAGAAACCAGAGGACUGGGAAGAUUUUGAAAAAAUCCCGGAUCCAGACGCAAAGAAGCCUAAUGACUGGGAUGCAGCAAUGGAUGGCGAGUGGGAGCCCCCUUUGAUCCCAAACCCAAAGUAUAAGGGUGAGUGGAAGCCUCGAAUAAUUGAUAACCCAGAUUAUAAAGGUGAGUGGGUACAUCCAGAAAUCGACAACCCGAAGUAUAAAGCAGACCCCAAUAUUUACAGAUAUCAUAACACCAGUGUCCUGGGCCUGGAUAUUUGGCAGGUAAAAUCUGGUUCUAUAUUUGACAGUUUCCUCCUGACGAAUGAUGAAGAAUUUGCAGAAAAAGUUGGAAAUCAGACCUGGGGAGUAAGAAAAGACCCAGAAAAAAUAUGGAGGGAAGCUUAUGAAGCAGAGGAAAAGAGGAAACAACAGGAAGAGACCAAGAAAAAAAUAGAAGCCGCCGAAGAAGAAGAAGAAGAAGAAGAAGAAGAAGAAGAAGAAGAAGAAGAAGAAGAAGAAGAAGAAGAAAAGGAGGAGGAGGAGGAUGAAGAUGCUAACCAGCCUGAACUGGAAAAAGACAAAGAGCUGAAGGAAGAAGAAGAAAACAGGGAUAAAGGAGGGAAUGGGACCACUGGGGUGGACAUAAAGGAUGAAUUGUAAUUGUAUUGAAUAGUAACUCAUAGUCAAUAGCUAAUGGGCAUUGCUAAUUAGGCUUGGGAGCUCACUUAAAACAAUGCAAAAAUGAAUGCAAUAAACAUACGUUAUGCAGUUGGGUGGAGCUACGUGCAGGGGGCGGUACAAGGUUUAGAUAAAGGUCUCUCGCCUUCAAGGAACUUAUGUGGCCUAACAAAAUCUUACUGCCUGGAUGCAUUGUUGAGACAUUAGUCAUGAAAUGGAUGGGCAGAAACCAGCCCUUAGUUGGCACUGGGUGCUCUGCCAGGGAUUUACGGGCAGCUGGGUAAAGAGGGGUCUUAUGUUCUUGACCCAUGCUAGAAAGUAAUGCUUUCCUCCAACCAUGAAUGGUAUAUGAGGCCUUUGGAUCAAACACUUUUGUUGAAUUACUUAAGUUUUUACAAUAUCAAGCAUCUAAUAAUA
Phascolarctos cinereus (koala) is the source of this 2328-nucleotide messenger RNA. The record is from RefSeq and is a predicted model, not a curated record. NCBI's taxonomy places the organism in Eukaryota, Metazoa, Chordata, Mammalia, Diprotodontia, Phascolarctidae.